GCUGUGGGCGUCUGAGCGGCGUCCAGAGGGAAGAGGCAGAAAGAGAGACUGUUGCAGCCGAACAGCCGAACUCCUCUGAUGGGUAAAAGUCGGAGCAGGAGCCGCUCCGGUUGAUCCACGGAGCCAUGAGGAGAGUCACGCUGUUCGUUAACGGGAGCUCCACCAACGGGAAGGUGGUCGCCGUGUUCGGUUCCCUGGAGGACCUCCUGACCGCCGCCAGCUCCAAACUGGGAAUCAGAGCUUCCGGUGUUUAUAACGGGAACGGAGGCCUCAUAGAUGACGUAGCGCUGAUCAGGGACGAUGACGUUCUCUACGUAUCAGACGGAGAUUCAUCUGAAGACGUUCAGGACGAGCUCAUUGGUCCAGCCAGGUGUCAGACUCACACUGAUUGGUUGACGCUGAACGUAGGCGGGCGCUGCUUCACCACCACCAGGAGCACGUUGGUCAGUAAAGAGCCUGAGAGCAUGUUGGCCCACAUGUUCAGAGAGAAAGAUGUUUGGGGGAACAAGCAGGACUCUCAGGGAGCGUAUCUGAUCGAUCGCAGCCCCGACUACUUUGAACCGAUCCUCAACUACCUGAGACACGGUCAGCUGAUCAUCAAUGAGGGCAUCAAUCCUCUGGGUGUUCUGGAAGAAGCUCGGUUCUUUGGUAUUGAACAGCUGGCUGAACAGCUGGAGACACUCAUAAAGUCGUCUCAGCCUCCUGAUGAUCAUUCACCUCUGACCCGGAAAGAAUUCAUCAGAUUCCUGCUGGCGACGACCACCAAGUCCGAGCUACGCUGUCAGGGUCUGAACUUCACCGGAGCUGAUCUGUCUCGCCUGGAUCUUCGCUACAUCAACUUCAAGAUGGCUAAUCUGAGAGGAGCUAAUCUGAGCCACGCUAACCUGAGUGGAGCUAACCUGGAGAGAGCCGACCUGUCCAUGGCCUGUCUGGACUCGGCGAACCUUCAAGGAGUGAAGAUGUUGUGCACCAACGCUGAAGGAGCGUCGCUCAGAGGAUGCAACUUUGAAGAUCCGGCUGGAAUCAAAGCAAAUCUGGAAGGAGCGAACCUGAAGAACGUGGACAUGGAGGGAAGUCAGAUGACGGGAAUCAACCUGAGAGUCGCCACACUGAAGAACGCCAAACUGAAGAACUGCAACCUGAGAGGAGCGACGCUGGCCGGGACCGACCUGGAGAACUGCGACUUGUCCGGCUGUGACCUCCAGGAAGCGAACCUCCGAGGCUCCAACGUGAAGGGAGCCAUCUUUGAGGAGAUGCUAACUCCACUACACAUGUCUCAGAGCGUUCGGUGAAAGUCCGUCUUCCAUUUUACCGCUUUAAACCACAACAGUCGCUCCAAGAACGAACACCAAACCUUUCUUUCCGUCGCUCUGAACCCACAGGUGUCUGAGUUUUCUGCUUUAUUGCACCAUUUUUAAACCACAUCUGUGUCUUUUGAGGUCUGUGAGCAGCGAUGAUGAUGAUGAUGCCUUCUGGGCCGAUGAAUGUAGUUUUAGAUGUUUUUUAACGUGUCGUAGGUGUUUGACGCGGGUUUGUGACAUUCAUAAGCCUUCAAACCGCUUUAAAGUUGCUUCAGAUACAUUUUUAGUAAAUGUAGCGUGAUUUUACAGUUUUUAUCCUUUCAGUUUCUGCAGCUCAAAUACAUUUUAAAUAAAUGUAAAAGUUUAGUGAAUUGAUGUUUCACAGAAUGUGAAAUGAGUCCAGUGUGCGUUAGAACCGGUUUUACCUCCAUCCUGUUACCUCUGACAGUUAAACGUUUGUUCUGCUUCAUUUCAGCCAAACUCACAUUAAUGUGUCUCUGUGGGUCAGAACCCGUCUGGACUCCAGUAUGGAGAUUAGAAGUCACAGAAAACAGCAUUUAAAGUGGUGGACUGGCACCCUAAUCCUGCCCAAAACCAGAUCCAGAACCUGUUAAAACCAGGUCCGAAACUAAAACUAAAACCGCUGUAAAAACCAAGCCCAGAACCAGUCUUAAACCAGUCCAAAAUCAGGUUCACAAUCAUUUGAAGACCAAUCUUAAACUAGUCUGGAACCAGGCCCAAUACCAGUCGACAUGCCGUCUAAAACCAGGUGCAAAACUAGUCCAAUUACAGUCUAAAACUAGGUCCACAACCAGUUAAAAACGGACCAAAUACAGGCCCUUAACUAGUCCAAAUCCCAGUCCAAAUUCAGUCUAAAACCAGUUUAAAAAUCUCUGUAAAACCAAAUCAAAACCAAGACUAAAACAUGUCCAAAAGAAAUCUCAAAUUAGUUCAAAACCAAAUCCAGAACCAGUCCAAGACCAGUCUGAAUCCAAAUCCAAAACCAGUUUAAAGCAAGCCAAAACUAGUCUAAGAUCUAAAACUCAAUCCAAACCUAGUCUAUAGGCAGUCCAAGAUACCAAUCUAGUCUAAAACUAAGCCCAGAACCAGUCUAAAAUGAGUCCUAACCAGGUCUUAAACUAGUCCAGAACCAACUCUGAGUCCAGUCUGAACUGGUUUAUCUGAAUAUCUAAUGAAGGGUCAGUUUAAAGUAGAGACUCAUUAAUUAAUACGUCAGGCUAAAAUGAACCAGAAUUAACUUUUAAUGAUGAAACAUUUAAAGCAGAAACAUUUUGCACAAUGUUUCACUGAACAUUUAAUAAACCUGUUGGAGUAGAUCAACAGAUUUGUCUUUGUGUUCUUCCGUUCUAACCAGACGGUGUUUGUUGUUUCCAUGUCGACAGAUAAUCGUAUAUUUUAGUAAAAGUCUGAUUCUGCUGAUGAAUAAAGUUUAUAUCCAUUGAUUCUGUGCACAUUACUGUAAACUGUCUGGUUCUGCUGCAACAUCAUGUUGAAUAAAUGUUUUUUCUUA
Messenger RNA from Acanthochromis polyacanthus (spiny chromis), 2832 nucleotides. RefSeq names its product potassium channel tetramerization domain containing 9b (gene kctd9b). The transcript has 12 exons. Gene Ontology annotation, molecular function: protein binding. The record is from RefSeq and is a predicted model, not a curated record. Bases 126 to 1292 code for a protein of 388 amino acids. Lineage: Eukaryota; Metazoa; Chordata; Actinopteri; Pomacentridae. Gene Ontology annotation, biological process: protein homooligomerization.